Molecule: messenger RNA, 1683 nt
Organism: Gossypium raimondii (Peruvian cotton)
Lineage: Eukaryota; Viridiplantae; Streptophyta; Magnoliopsida; Malvales; Malvaceae
Product: mitogen-activated protein kinase homolog D5
Exons: 6
Coding region: 187-1386 (399 amino acids)
Biological process (GO): protein phosphorylation; intracellular signal transduction
Cellular component (GO): nucleus; cytoplasm
Molecular function (GO): MAP kinase activity; ATP binding
Source: RefSeq, a predicted model, not a curated record
ACCGCAUGAAUCAAUUUUGAAGAACAAUUACCGAACACGGCAGCACCAGUUUCCUAUUGCAGGAAAAAAAUUAAAAUAGAAAAAACAACACAGAUCUAUUAACCAAUAAAAUCCUACGCAUCCUUCCAGUACACCCACUCACCCUAAUUUCUUUUUAGAUUCUUUUUUCCAGGAAUUAAGGUAAGAAUGGAAGGCGGAGGACCACCACAGGCGGCGGACACCGAGAUGGCAGAAGCAGCUCAGCAACAGCCACAACACCACCAGCAACAUCCGCCGCAGGUGGCCGCUGGCCUGGAAAAUAUUCCGGCCACCCUAAGCCACGGCGGCAGGUUUAUUCAGUAUAACAUCUUUGGUAACAUUUUCGAGGUCACUGCUAAAUAUAAACCACCUAUUAUGCCUAUCGGUAAAGGCGCUUACGGCAUCGUUUGUUCCGCAUUGAAUUCCGAGACAAAUGAACACGUUGCGUUAAAGAAGAUAGCGAACGCAUUUGAUAACAAGAUUGAUGCGAAGAGAACUCUUCGUGAGAUCAAGCUGCUUCGUCACAUGGAUCAUGAAAACGUUGUUGCAAUCAGGGAUAUAAUUCCACCACCUCAAAGGGAAUGCUUUAAUGAUGUUUAUAUUGCGUACGAGCUGAUGGACACUGACCUGCAUCAGAUAAUCCGUUCUAAUCAAGCUUUAUCUGAAGAGCAUUGUCAGUAUUUCCUCUAUCAGAUCUUACGUGGGCUGAAGUAUAUACACUCUGCAAAUGUUCUACACAGGGACUUGAAACCUAGCAACCUUCUCCUGAAUGCUAAUUGUGACUUGAAAAUAUGUGAUUUUGGACUCGCUCGUGUCACCUCUGAAAGUGAUUUUAUGACUGAAUAUGUUGUUACAAGAUGGUACCGUCCACCUGAACUGUUGCUAAACUCUUCAGACUAUACUGCAGCCAUUGAUGUAUGGUCAGUGGGUUGCAUUUUUAUGGAAUUGAUGGAUCGAAAGCCAUUAUUUCCUGGAAGAGAUCAUGUGCAUCAGCUUCGAUUACUUAUGGAACUGAUUGGCACCCCAUCAGAGGCUGAGUUGGAGUUUUUAAAUGAGAAUGCUAAGAGAUAUAUUCGACAACUUCCUCUUUAUCGUCGAGAAUCUUUCACUGAAAAGUUUCCAAAUGUCCACCCUUUAGCUAUUGAUCUUGUUGAAAAGAUGUUAACUUUUGAUCCCAGACAAAGGAUUACUGUUGAGGACGCACUUGCUCAUCCCUAUCUAACGUCACUGCAUGACAUAAGUGAUGAACCUGUAUGCAUGACCCCCUUUAGCUUCGACUUCGAGCAGCAUGCAUUAACUGAGGAGCAGAUGAAGGAGCUGAUAUAUCGGGAGGCACUUGCAUUCAACCCAGAAUAUCUGCAGCAGUGAUGAGUCCAUAUGCCAUUGAUUUAUUGAUGAGCUUUUGUCAGUGUUGGUGAUCGUUUUCUUCCUGUAUAUAUACAUACGUACGUAUGUAGGUAUGUAUGUAUUUAUGUAUGUAUGUAUGUAUGUACGUAUGUAUGUUCCAAUCCCAGGAUAGAAUGGCUAUUGGAAUUGAGAUAUUUAACUAUGGGCAAAAUGCAGGAAACUAAAACAGUUGUAUUGGUGUUUUUAUGUACGGCUGUCUUGAUUUCUUUCUUUCGUUGUUCUAUCUGUUUCAAUCGACCCGACUUUGGACUUCUCAUA